CCGCUGGUCACCGGAACUCGUCAUAACUUUCUCCAGUGAACAAACUUGUUUUUUUGUAUUCAGCGGAGAAGUCAACCCCCUCCAGCAGGAUGAACCUGCGUGAGAUCACGGAGAACGUGAAGCUGGCGCGGGAGUACGCCCUGCUGGGGAACUACAGCUCCGCCAGCGUGCUGUACCGCGGCGUGCUCACCCAGGUGCAGCGCCACCUGGGGGCCCUCCGGGACGGGGGCUCCACCCACCGCUGGCAGCAGGUUCUGCAGGAGAUCAGCGAGGAGAACAAGCAGGUGGACGAGAUCAUGGCGACGCUGGCGAGCUUCCAGCUGAACGCGGCGCCCUCCAAGCCCAGCGAGGACGGAGACCUGAUCUCCGCCCACGUCAAGCGCAGGUCGUCCCCCUGUCCGGUCAGGGCCUCCCCCCGGGACGGCCGGCCCAGCGCGGGGGUCCGGCAGCAGCCCCGACAGGCCCCCCGCGGCUACGGGGACGGGGGGCGCCCCCCCAGGGGCAAGGAGAAGAAGGACCCCAAGGAGGGAAAGGAGAAGCACAAGGACGACAAGGCCAAGACGGAGGACCGUGAGGUGAAGCGGUUUGACGGCAGCGGACACGAUAAGGACCUCGUGGAAGCCCUGGAGAGAGACAUCAUCUCCCAGAACCCCAACAUCAAGUGGGAGGACAUCGCAGACCUGGGGGACGCCAAGCGGCUGCUGAAGGAGGCGGUGGUUCUGCCCAUGUGGAUGCCCCAGUUCUUCAGGGGCAUCAGGAGACCCUGGAAGGGGGUCCUGAUGGUGGGGCCUCCGGGCACCGGUAAGACCCUGCUGGCCAAGGCGGUGGCGACCGAGUGCCGCACCACCUUCUUCAACGUGUCCUCCUCCACCCUGACCUCCAAGUACCGCGGGGAGUCGGAGAAGCUGGUCCGCCUGCUGUUUGAGAUGGCCCGGUUCUACGCCCCCACCACCAUCUUCAUCGACGAGAUCGACUCCAUGUGCAGCCGCCGCGGGACGUCUGAGGAGCACGAGGCCAGCCGCCGCGUCAAGGCCGAGCUGCUGGUGCAGAUGGACGGUGUGGGCGGGGCCUCAGAGAGCGAGGACCCCUCUAAGAUGGUGAUGGUUCUCGCCGCCACCAACUUCCCCUGGGACAUCGACGAGGCUCUGAGGAGACGCCUGGAGAAGAGGAUCUACAUCCCCCUGCCCUCAGCGGAGGGGCGUGUGGAGCUGCUGAGGAUCAACCUGCUGGAGCUGGAGCUGGAGGGAGACGUGGACAUGGACAAGAUCGCAGAGCAGAUGGAGGGCUACUCAGGGGCCGACAUCACCAACGUCUGCAGGGAUGCGUCUCUGAUGGCGAUGCGGCGGCGGAUCGAGGGACUCACCCCGGAGGAGAUCCGGAACAUCUCCAAGGACGAGAUGCACAUGCCCACCACCAUGCAGGACUUCGAGGCGGCGCUGAAGAAGGUCUCCAAGUCGGUGUCGGCGUCCGACCUGCUCAAGUACGAGGAGUGGAUCGAGGAGUUCGGCUCGUGCUGAGGGGGCGGGC
Messenger RNA from Gadus chalcogrammus (walleye pollock), 1527 nucleotides. RefSeq names its product katanin p60 (ATPase containing) subunit A 1 (gene katna1). Lineage: Eukaryota; Metazoa; Chordata; Actinopteri; Gadiformes; Gadidae. Gene Ontology annotation, biological process: microtubule severing. Gene Ontology annotation, molecular function: microtubule binding; microtubule severing ATPase activity; ATP hydrolysis activity. The record is from RefSeq and is a predicted model, not a curated record. The coding region runs from base 90 to 1517 and encodes 475 amino acids. The transcript is spliced from 11 exons. Gene Ontology annotation, cellular component: microtubule cytoskeleton.